AUGACCUAUGAUGAAGCAGAGAAGUGGUGCAAAAAGUUUCAUACUAACUUGGUUGCCAUUCAGAAUAAGAGCGAAAACUACUAUCUCAAUGAAAUCUUACCCUUCAAUCCGGGUUACUACUGGAUUGGAAUCAGAAAAAUUAAUGGUAACUGGACCUGGAUAGGAACAAACAAAUCACUGGGAGAUGAUAAAAACUGGGCUACCGGUGAGCCAAAUGGCACAGGAAAAAAUGAGGACUGUGUUGAAAUCUACAUCAAAAGAGGGACGGAUGAUGGCAAAUGGAAUGAUGAGAAUUGUGAGAAAAAGAAGGUCGCCUUGUGCUAUAGAGCUUCUUGCAACGAGUCUACCUGCAGUGGCAAUGGGAAAUGCAAUGAGACUAUUAACAAUUACACCUGCGAUUGUAACCCUGGAUUCUAUGGGAGGAAUUGUGAACUUGCUGUGACCUGCCCUGCCUUAACACCCAUUGCGCAUGGCUCUGUGAACUGCUCCGAUCCCUCUGUGAAUGUCACCUGGGGUAGCAACUGCACGUUCACUUGUGAGGAAGGAUUUGUCCUGAAAGGACCAGCCACGCUGCAGUGCGGAUCUUCUGGGGACUGGAUUGGGGAGCAGCCAUCCUGUGAAGCUGUGACCUGCCCUGCCUUAACACCCAUUGCUCACGGCUCUGUGAACUGCUCCGAUCCCUCUGUGAAUGUCACCUGGGGUACCAACUGCAUGUUCACUUGUGAGGAAGGAUUUGUCCUGACAAAACCAGCCACGCUGCAGUGCGGAUCUUCUGGGGACUGGAUUGGGGAGCAGCCAUCCUGUGAAGCUGUGACCUGCCCUGCCUUAACACCCAUUGCUCACGGCUCUGUGAACUGCUCCGAUCCCUCUGUGAAUGUCACCUGGGGUACCAACUGCAUGUUCACUUGUGAGGAAGGAUUUGUCCUGACAAAACCAGCCACGCUGCAGUGCGGAUCUUCUGGGGACUGGAUUGGGGAGCAGCCAUCCUGUGAAGCUGUGACCUGCCCUGCCUUAACACCCAUUGCUCACGGCUCUGUGAACUGCUCCGAUCCCUCUGUGAAUGUCACCUGGGGUACCAACUGCAUGUUCACUUGUGAGGAAGGAUUUGUCCUGAAAGGACCAGCCACGCUGCAGUGCGGAUCUUCUGGGGACUGGAUUGGGGAGCAGCCAUCCUGUGAAGCUGUGACCUGCCCUGCCUUAACACCCAUUGCUCACGGCUCUGUGAACUGCUCCGAUCCCUCUGUGAAUGUCACCUGGGGUACCAACUGCAUGUUCACUUGUGAGGAAGGAUUUGUCCUGACAAAACCAGCCACGCUGCAGUGCGGAUCUUCUGGGGACUGGAUUGGGGAGCAGCCAUCCUGUGAAGCUGUGACCUGCCCUGCCUUAACACCCAUUGCGCAUGGCUCUGUGAACUGCUCCGAUCCCUCUGUGAAUGUCACCUGGGGUACCAACUGCACGUUCACUUGUGAGGAAGGAUUUGUCCUGAAAGGACCAGCCACGCUGCAGUGCGGAUCUUCUGGGGACUGGAUUGGGGAGCAGCCAUCCUGUGAAGCUGUGAGGUGUGAGGCUGUAACCUGGCUAGAAGGUUUCAUGACCUGUGACCAUGCCCCUUGAGAUCUUGUCUGUCACUCCUGUUGUGAUUUCCACUGCCAGGAGGGCUAUGUACCGGAGGGCUCCUCCAGCACUGAGUGCAUGGCAGAAGGGCAGUGGUCAGAGCCAUUCCCAAAAUGCAAAGUUAAGAGUUACUGGUUGUACAAUGUGAAUCACUGA
Molecule: messenger RNA, 1770 nt
Organism: Cygnus atratus (black swan)
Lineage: Eukaryota; Metazoa; Chordata; Aves; Anseriformes; Anatidae
Gene: SELE
Product: selectin E
Exons: 10
Biological process (GO): heterophilic cell-cell adhesion; leukocyte tethering or rolling; response to cytokine
Cellular component (GO): external side of plasma membrane; membrane
Molecular function (GO): oligosaccharide binding; sialic acid binding
Source: RefSeq, a predicted model, not a curated record